This is a messenger RNA of Penicillium taxi, 969 nucleotides long. RefSeq lists its product as uncharacterized. Gene Ontology annotation, cellular component: cytosol. NCBI's taxonomy places the organism in Eukaryota, Fungi, Ascomycota, Eurotiomycetes, Eurotiales, Aspergillaceae. The coding region runs from base 1 to 969 and encodes 322 amino acids. The transcript is spliced from 7 exons. The record is from RefSeq and is a predicted model, not a curated record. Gene Ontology annotation, molecular function: aldose reductase (NADPH) activity.
AUGGCUACUGGACGCUCCUUCAAGCUCAACUCGGGCUACGAGAUCCCGGCUGUCGGUCUUGGUACUUGGCUUUCCCAACCCAAUGAGGUCGAGAAUGCAGUUGAAGCUGCUCUACGCAAGGGAUAUCGUCACAUUGAUGCCGCAGCUUGUUACCAAAAUGAGAACGAAGUAGGAAAUGGCUGGAAGAAGUCUGGCGUGCCUCGCGAAGAGAUCUUCAUUACUAGCAAGCUCUGGAAUACGCACCACCAUCCAGACCAUGUCGAGGAGGGUCUUAACAAAACCUUGAGGGACCUGCAGACCGACUACCUCGACCUGUACUUGAUCCAUUGGCCUGUCGCCUUUGAACACACCAACGAAACCCUCACACCAAUCGAUCCGGUGACGAAACGAUUCCGCAUAGCUGAUGUUCCGAUUGCCGAUACCUGGGCUGCUCUGGAGAAGUUUGUUGCUGCAGGCAAGAUCCGCAGCAUUGGUAUUAGCAACUUCACCAUCCAAGCUACCAAGGACCUGCUCAAAACGGCCAAGAUCCCCCCUGCUGCGGACCAGAUUGAGGCUCAUCCCUAUCUCCUUCAGCCGGAAUUACUGGCUUUCUUGAAAGAGAACAACAUCCUCCCCGUGGCUUACAGCCCUCUAGGAAACAAUGUAUUCAACCUGCCACGUGUUAUCGAUGACCCGAAGGUAGUGGAAAUUGCCAAGAACAUAAAUAGGGAUCCUGCUACUCUGUUGAUCUCCUGGGCUAUCCAGCGAGGUUUUGCCGUACUGCCCAAGAGUGUGACUCCUUCGCGCAUCGAGAGUAAUUUCCAAGACUUCGUCAUUCCCGAAGAUGCCUUUGAAGCUCUGAAUAAACUGGACAAAAACCAGCGUUACAAUUACCCGUUCCGUUGGGGAGUUGAUAUGUUUGAUGAAUUGGGAACUGCUGAAGCUGAACGACGCGCUGAAGAGCAUGCUACUAAGCAGCGAGCUCUUUGA